GCAAGCAAGACGAAGCAGCCUGAAUGGUCACGCUACAGACAAAGACUAUUACUUCGGUGUAACUUUAGGGACCCUUUGGAAUCGUAUGCUGGUGCUGACAUAUACAACAUCUGAGACUUGACUCCCAUUGGAUAAACCACUUGGUGGAGAUUGCACUGCGCCUGUGUUUGUAAGCACAAUCGUCAACUCCGAGAGCUUAGAUGUUGGCAAUACGACAGGACAUGAUGUAGGCUGAGUAAUUAAGUAUCAAGAUACCUGACUGAGUGCAGUAUAUAAGUGUUUGGAUUCCUUUAACAUAGAUAUUACUGGAAUCGGAUAACAAGCCUUAGAACCUACAAGCCUACUUAAGAAUAUCUUGUCUUUUUAUCGUCUAUCUCCGUAGACAAGAUGGUUGAUCAUAGAGAAAUAGUCCGACCAAAAUACAGUUUCGAUGAUAUCCCAUCUUUGAAAGCGAAAGUUGCCCUUGUCACAGGGGCUAACACUCCAGAUGGCGUUGGAUAUCAUGUCGCACACCAACUCGCUCUAAAAGGAGCAAAAGUUUACGUCGGCGCCCGCAAUCUUCAAAAAGCAACAAAAGCCAUCAGAGCCAUGCUUGCCGAAUCACCUCAAUUAAAACCUGAAUCUCUUCUCCCAUUUGCCGUUGACAUGGGGAACUUCACACAAGUCCAACAUGCUGCAAGAAAAAUAGUUGCAGAAGAGCCUCGUCUUGAUAUUCUGAUCAACAAUGCUGCCGUUCUUGCUAGACCCCUGGAUAAAGACGCCAAUGGCAUCUCGGUCUCGUUUGGCAUUAAUCACCUGGGUCCGUUUCUUUUGACUAGGGAGCUUUUACCGUUGCUUAACAAAACUCAAGCUGAACACCCUGGUGUUCGGAUCGUGAAUGUUGCUUCAACGGCUCACUACGAUGUUCCAGCAGGUGCAGAAUUUGGAUCACUAGAGGACUUCAACAAUGCUUACGGUAGUGAGGAUGAACCUUUCGCUAAUUAUCUUCGAUACGGCUACUCCAAACUCGCCAGCAUUCUCCACACCAAAGAACUUCAGCGACGGUUUGACCAAGAAGGCGUUGACAUUCUAGCCCUCAGUGUUCAUCCCGGAGGCGUUGCAACAAAUGGUGCAGCGGGAUAUCUCGGAGGCAGAGACAACGAUAUCUUCAGGUCCGGCCUCUCACCUUUCGAGGGCGCUAUCACUCCUUUCUUUGCUGCUGCUCACCCAGAGCCUGCUCAAGACAGAAAAGAAUUUGCUGGGUCAUUCAUCAUGCCGUUCGGUGGAUUGAAAGAACCAACAGAGGAUGCUAAUAACGCUGAGUUGGCGAAACAGCUUUGGGCAACGUCUGAGAGGGUGGUCAGUAGUGUGUUGGAUUGUUUCAUUUGGGAUAGCAUAUUGAUGCCGAUGGGUGGUAUUUUUAAUAUUGGGCAAAAAGCGUAGAUUCUUGUGUUCAUAGAUUUCUUAUUAUCCUCUUUAUGACUACUUUCCUUGAUUCUACUUCACCUGUACUGCGCUUCAGACUGCCGUGUUCAACCAACACGCACCAUCAGAACUUUAAUGGCUCACCCUACCAUACUCAAUCAAUACAACCGCU
Molecule: messenger RNA, 1576 nt
Organism: Fusarium redolens
Lineage: Eukaryota; Fungi; Ascomycota; Sordariomycetes; Hypocreales; Nectriaceae
Product: short-chain dehydrogenase
Exons: 3
Coding region: 388-1422 (344 amino acids)
Source: RefSeq, a predicted model, not a curated record